GUACUUUUACCAAAACGGAGUAACCCAAUAAAGUUUGAAACGCCCGGGAACUGCCAAUCCAAUUCCCGCGAACUAAAUUCCAAUUCGCGAAACAAACGCCUUGGGCAUUGCUUGGCAGUUGGCACACACAACUAACCAAGGCCCACUCCCUUUCCUUCUCUCUCUCUCUCUCUCUCAAGCCCUAGAAAGUACUCCUACAGAAACACCUCUCUCUCUUUUCACUCCAACAAGUUUCGCAUAUACUUUUCCAAACCCCACUCUCCUGAAUGAAAUGUGGGAAAUGGAGAUCGAAGAGAUCGAAUCAGUCCUUGAGAAGAUCUGGGACCUACACGACAAGCUCAGCGACGCGAUUCACUCCAUUUCCCGAUCUCACUUCCUCAGCUCCAUUAAGUCCCUCCGCAAAUCCCACGACCUUUUCCUCUCCCGUAAGAAUAAACCCCCCUCCUUCAACAACAACAGCAGCAACCAGCACCACGGUUCGGCAACAGAUAAAAACCAGCAGACCGGGUUCGUGUUCGUGAAGGAUUUCCGGUCCGACGACGAGGACAACGACUUCUUGGCGGUUCAGGAGGCCAAGAGCCUCAACGCGAUUCGCACGGCGCUCGAGAGCCUCGAGGACCAGCUCGAGUUCUUCCACACUGUACAAGUGCAACAGAGGGCAGAGAGAGAUGCUGCGGUUGCACGCCUAGAACAAAGCCGAAUUGCUCUUGCAAUGAGAUUGGCCGAACACCAAGGCAAGAAGUACAGGGUCAUUGAAGAAGCUGUAGCUUUUGUGGGUGAUGUACGUGAUGCUUGCCAUUUUGUUUCACCGGAAAAUCUGCAUGCUUCUGCUCCAUAUCCACCCGGUGAGAACUUUGUGCUCCCUGCAGGGAAGAGAUCGAGCAAUCUCUUCAAAUUUCUCUUAAGUAGUUUCAAUUUUGCCAAGAAUUCCCUUAGAAUGGAUCAAAUGGGUGGGGUAUUGGGCAAUGCUGCCUUGGUGGCAAUCAGCAUGCUUGCAUUUCUGCAGCUGCAUCAAGCAUCUUGUAAUAACAAGUACAUCUUAGACCUCCCACAGAAGCAAGACGACACUUUCAACAACAGAAGAAGUGUAUCUUCAUCCGGUGGUCGAUUGACCCACCUGGAUGUGAUGUUGGCUAGGGGCUAAGGUGAAGAUAGGCUACUUUGGCAAUGUUUUCGGUAAAUGAAUUUGUCUUACAUUGUUAGAUGAUGAAAGGGCCGUUGUUGUAAUGAUUGUGUGAUCACAAGAACUUCACUGUUUAGGCAAUUUUAUACCACGAAUUCGAGUGAGUUACUAUCUUCGCCAGAUGCUUUCUGUUGGUCUUUACCUAGUUAGUGUGUCUAUCCUUGAGAAAUUUGAUUGUAUAUAUGGACAAAGGCUCUGGUAUAUGUUACGCUUCCGACUGAUAAUACGGUUACUGUUUACGGCUUCAUUCUGUAGCGUUGUCAAAAAGUUUUGAAGGUAAUGAAUGUCCUGUUGGAUUGUUAUAUGCA
This is a messenger RNA of Rhododendron vialii, 1491 nucleotides long. RefSeq names its product plastid division protein PDV1. Bases 272 to 1144 code for a protein of 290 amino acids. The record is from RefSeq and is a predicted model, not a curated record. NCBI's taxonomy places the organism in Eukaryota, Viridiplantae, Streptophyta, Magnoliopsida, Ericales, Ericaceae. Gene Ontology annotation, biological process: chloroplast fission. The transcript is spliced from 2 exons.